CUUGUGACGCCCAAUUUGGGAUGCCCACCUCGGGGUGCCCGUCUUGUGACGCCCACCUUGUGACGCCCAAUUUGGGGUGCCCACCUUGUGAUGCCCACCUCGGGGUGCCCACCUCGGGGUGCCCACCUUGUGAUGCCCACCUCGUGAUGCCUACCUCCCCCCCGGUGCUCCCUGCAGGGCUGCAGUACAACCUGGUGCGCGUCCCCAUGGCCAGCUGUGAUUUCUCCCUGCACGCCUACACCUACGACGACGUCCCCGACGACUUCGAGCUGCGCCACUUCGCUCUGCGGGACGAGGACACGAAACUGAAGAUCCCCCUCCUGCACCGCGCCGCCGCCGUAGCCAAGCACCCGCUGUCCAUCUAUGGCAGCCCAUGGACGGCCCCGGUGUGGAUGAAGACCAGCGGGUCGUUUGUGGGGAAGGGGACGUUGAAGGGGCAGGCGGGGGGCAAAUACCACCGUGCCUGGGCCAAAUAUUUCAUCAGGUUCCUGGAUGAAUACGCCAAGCACAACGUCACCUUCUGGGCGCUGACGGCAGAGAAUGAACCCACGGCUGGGUUGAUUAAUAAUUACCCCUUCCAGUGCCUGGGUUUCACAGCUGAGCAGCAGAGGGAUUUUAUCGCCCGCGACCUCGGCCCGGCGUUGGCCAACAGCUCCCAUCACGACGUGCAGCUCAUCAUCCUGGAUGACAACCGGCUCCACCUCCCGCACUGGGCCAAAGUGGUGAGGGGUGGGUGGGCUGCUGGGGUCUCUG
Phasianus colchicus (ring-necked pheasant) is the source of this 753-nucleotide messenger RNA. The record is from RefSeq and is a predicted model, not a curated record. NCBI's taxonomy places the organism in Eukaryota, Metazoa, Chordata, Aves, Galliformes, Phasianidae.